AGCUCAGCCCCAGCGGCGCGCACCUCAUCAGCUGCACGUGUUCCCUGUGCCUCCGCCGUAUAGAGUGGGGCAAUGCUGAGGAGCUCUUAAGGCCGCAUCCAGCUCUCACUCAUCCCUUCUUCUCUCCAUCUCACACACCUACGUCUCUGCGACUUUCAGCUCCUCUAUCUCAACACCCCUCACCGGCAACCUCGAAACCCACACCCCACAACCUCACCCACCCACAUCGGAUCAUGUCCGGCUCAUACGAUAACCGCGGCGGCUACGGCGGCGGCCAAGACUACAACCAAGGCCAAUACGGCGGGCAGCAAGGAGGCUACGGCCAGCAAGGCGGCUAUGACCAGAACCAAGGCCAGUACGGCGGGCAGCAAGGCGGCUACGGCCAGCAAGGCGGCUACGACCAGAAUCAGGGCCAAUACGGCGGUCAACAAGGCGGCUACGGCCAGCAAGGCGGCUACGACCAGAACCAAGGCCAGUACGGCGGUCAACAAGGCGGCUACGGCCAGGGCCAGGGUCAGGGUGCUUAUGGGUCCGGGCAGUAUGGGGAGGGCCAGCAGGGGCAGCAGUAUGGACAGCAGUAUGGUGAUCAGCAGGGGUAUGGUGGGCAGCAGCAGCAGGAUCACAAUCAGGGCGGGCCAUGGGGACAAGGUCCACCGCCCAGCGGCGACCCCGGCAAUCCCUACGGCUACGACAAAGACCCCCAGGAUCCCAGCAACCCGCAGGAAGGCGAGAGGGGCUUCAUGGGUGCCGUCGCUGGCGGCAUCGGCGGGCACUUCGCUGGCAAGGAGUUCGGCAACCACGGCAUCAUCGGCACUCUAGUGGGCGCUUUCCUGGGCAGCAAGGCUGAGGAUGCAGUCAAGAAUCGCCGAAACAACAACGGUGGUGGGUGGUAGAGUAGAGUGCGGGCUAUGGAGUACCUCAUGCUGAUGCUGAUGCGGCGAUCUACUUUCUGUGCUUCGAGAGGAUUGCGACAUCCAUGAUUGUUAUGGCGUUAGGAUAGAUAUGAUUUGACGACUCAUCACUCGAGCAUUGAACCCUUGUAUUCAGAUGUAACCAUUUCUCCAGCUCCCAAAAGCACGGGCGUGUACUGUACAGUGCAGCCUGGUAUGAUGAGUCAGCACCUGGGCCAGGGUACCGCGUGCGGCGAGCGACGUCACUUUACGUGAAACGCGACUUCUUGCUGGUUGCUUUCACGCCUGCU
Molecule: messenger RNA, 1201 nt
Organism: Neohortaea acidophila
Lineage: Eukaryota; Fungi; Ascomycota; Dothideomycetes; Mycosphaerellales; Teratosphaeriaceae
Exons: 2
Coding region: 234-893 (219 amino acids)
Source: RefSeq, a predicted model, not a curated record